UGAUCUGACUAAAUUAUCAUGGCGUAUUAAACUGGUAUCAGUUUGGUAUAAGUUUUGUGACAAGUUUAAAGGCUACUUCUGUCAUGCGUUUUCGUAUGGAAUGAGCAACAAACCAUCUCUCUAUAGCAGACGACCGCAACACAACGAUAAAUACAUCUCGGAAAGUAACGGAAGUGAAGGUACGACUGCCAGCGAUUCGGAGGGUCCCAACCUGGACCGACCAAACACAAGUUCUGCUGCUGCUGGUCCUCCGACACAAAAACAAUGUAGAAGUAAACCCGGCGACUCCUCCGGCUCUGAUUCAUCGAGCAGCAAGCAGGACUACAGGUCGUACCAGUCGAGUAGUAAGCAUGAUGACUGCAACGGAGUCGGAGGAGGGACACGCGACCACCGGGCCACCUCGGCCAGUAGAGAUAGAGCGAGCGCGCAGCCGAUGGGCCGCGGAACUCAGGGCGAAGCGCUGACCAGCCGCCAUGGACGAGGUGCAGCCGGUGCAUUCACAUCUAGCCGCCCGAGAGAAACCUAUUCGAGAGAUAUGAAAACCCCUAUCGGAGAGAAGAGCCAGCUGUACGGCGAUGAGUCAUCGCGUCUCUCCGUGCUGAUGAAGCGGGUGAUGAGGGAGGACGAUCGCCGCUCCUCCAUCGUCAAGCAGCUGCGCGAGUACAUGCAGACCGCCAACCCCAAGGUGAUCAGCAAGCAAGCGGACAACGUUUUGGAAUCUUUGCAAGAUCUUCUGCAGGAGAGGGGCUCUUCAGAGACGAAGCAGGAGCUAGCACGAUGUGUGGGCAUCACAGGGUCAGUGAUGGGAGACGACCCUCAGAGGUAUUUCAACAGUGUGUUUGGCCGGGUGAAUGCAGCCAGCACAUCUGACGAUGUCAGGGUCCACCUACUGAAGGCCCUCAUGGAGACGCUUGCGAUCACGAAGGAGCGUAAGGUGUACUUUUGGGGAAUCAACCACUCACUAUACGCGAAUGCUCUUGUGUUGUUUUUUCUCAGACGCUUGCGAUCACGAAGGAGCGACUUGUGUGUAGACAGGAGCUGUCCACCCGCUGAUCCAGACCUACCGUCGUCAUCUGAAUGCAUCAGUAAGAUAACGUCAUUAAUCAGAGUUUUCACGACCGUCAUUCGAAGCAUCGGCAAGUAUUUUCAGCCGACUAAGGGGCCGCCAAUCACUACCGAGUAUAUUGUAGAGAGUUUGAACAGGAUCAUGCAGUGUGUGCUGAUGUCGAUGGAGAAGCAUCACUCGGAAAACCUCAUCCUUCACGCAAACCACUGCGUCAUAGAGCUGCUCGCGCAUCUGCACGGCGGCGCCACCAGCUGCGUGACGUUGCUCGCCGACUUUGUGGAGAUGCAGCUGGCUGGUCCGCCCAGCGUGCCGUCCAAGUACCUGCUCACGACAUUGGCACUGAUUCUCAAGGUCAUUCAGGAGGUCGGCGGCGAGAUGCCCGUGGCGUUUGUCAGUGGCGCGCUGCGGACUGAGCGGGCGGUGGCCGUGGCUCGGUUCUCGGGCGAGCCAGCGCUGCAGCAGGCGGCGAUGCAGAUCUACCAGGCUCUGCUGGGACUCAAGAACGUGCUGCUGCUCGACGUUGCAUAUAGACAUCUGCUUAUAGACAUGCAGCGAGCGGUCAAUGCCCUGCUGACCAGUGGUGGCAGCCAGCGCAAGCCGGUCAUCGUCGAAGAGACGACGACGUCGACACCCGGCGCCACCUACACGCCUCCGCAGGCUCGCCACGUCGUCAUGUUCCUGCUGGGAGCGCUCACAGAGAUUGCGACGACCAGUAAUUCCAUCAUCGGGAUGUGGGCGCUCACUCCUAGUCUGUUUGAGCUGCUGUGUCACCAUCUCGACCCCGGCAUGGAGGAUCUAGCGGCAAGCCACCCCGUCGUACAGUACUGCGUCCUACGUCUGCUCAACUCGCUCUCCACCAGGCAUGGCAACUUCAUCUCGACCAGCUGCCUGCUGUCCAGCCAGGUUGCACAGACCAGCGGCCAUCUCUCCAAGAUCCUCACCCUGCUGACCAGGCUGCUGCGGCAGGAGACCACCAGCUGGGACGCGAGGAAGCUGGCGGUGCAAUGGUGUGAGGACAUCCUACAGUCACUGCAGGUGCAGCACGCCGCCCUGUUCCCAAAGCCAGAAUUCUGUGAUCUUGUUUCCAUGGUGAUCACGUCCGCAACUGAGCGGCGAAGAUCGACGUAACAACUGACGUCUG
This is a messenger RNA of Priapulus caudatus, 2207 nucleotides long. Its product is annotated as serine/threonine-protein kinase SMG1-like. The record is from RefSeq and is a predicted model, not a curated record. NCBI's taxonomy places the organism in Eukaryota, Metazoa, Priapulida, Priapulimorpha, Priapulimorphida, Priapulidae. Gene Ontology annotation, biological process: phosphorylation; nuclear-transcribed mRNA catabolic process, nonsense-mediated decay. Gene Ontology annotation, molecular function: protein serine/threonine kinase activity. Bases 101 to 2194 code for a protein of 697 amino acids. The transcript is spliced from 16 exons.